Drosophila sulfurigaster albostrigata is the source of this 1544-nucleotide messenger RNA. It is a transcript of the gene CAH6, whose product is annotated as carbonic anhydrase 2. Gene Ontology annotation, molecular function: zinc ion binding; carbonate dehydratase activity. Gene Ontology annotation, cellular component: cytoplasm. The transcript has 5 exons. NCBI's taxonomy places the organism in Eukaryota, Metazoa, Arthropoda, Insecta, Diptera, Drosophilidae. The record is from RefSeq and is a predicted model, not a curated record. Bases 404 to 1312 code for a protein of 302 amino acids.
CAUAAUCUUUAUUUUAUUAAAAACAACUCGAUUCUUGGCAAACUCAAAUUAUAUUUAACAUAAAAUGAUAGAUCAUACCAUAUGUAAUUGUAAUAUAAAACAUCUCACGAUGUUUGUUAUUUUAGAAUAGGUAACAUGAGGUGGUCAGAUAUCACCUCAAAUCAUUGUACCGGCAUUUUUGUGAUGUGCUGUCUUCAGAUGUCUACGAAUGUUGUGACGUCUCACGGGUCGUUUAAUUUUGGUAUAAAAGUUUUGUUGUGGUUGUCGAUUCAAUUCAGUUGCGCUUGAGCUGUAGUCCAAGCAACUCAAUACAGUGCCAAAUGAAAUAUUUGAAUUCGAAAACGGAUGUGAAUGCCUUUCAAUUUAUAUUUCAAAUUCAAAUGUUGAAAAAUACGCUUCAAUAAUGUAUGCAAAUCUGUUUCAUAAAUUGUUUUUUUUACUGCCACUCGUGUAUCAUCCGACCAAACAUGGUAUUGAUACUAGCAGCGGUAGUGCAAAUUCCGGCUGGAACUUUGAUGAACAUGGUCUUAAUUGGGAAGGAACUUGUAUGACUGGUCGACGACAGUCCCCUAUUAGGCUGUCCAUUGAUAGUUCGCUUAUUAUGCCAUUGCCACGAAUUUUCUUUGGAAACUAUGAUGAGAGGCUCAAUCGACCCUUGACAUUGGUAAAUAAAGGAUACACAGUUGAUAUGGCCAUACCGGAGACUCGUAUUGGACAAAAGCCUUUUAUAACAGGAGGCUUACUCAAGGGAAAAUAUGUAGCCGAAGGCGUUCACUUCCAUUGGGGAACGCCUACAACACGAGGAGCUGAGCAUAUAAUUAACAAAAGGCGUUUUGAUAUCGAAAUGCAUAUUGUGCAUCGUAACGCUGACUAUCAUAAUAUUUCUGAAGCCUUAAACUAUCCAGAUGGAAUCGCCGUUCUGGGCAUUAUGCUUAAGAUAGUCAGGACUCCGGAUCGUAUAUAUCCUGGACUAAGAAAGGUGUUCGCAGAACUGCGCAACGUUAUUGAAUACCAUGCUGAAGGUGAACUGCCUGGAACUAUUACGCUUGGUCAGUUGCUGGGCGAUUUAAAUACUCGAAACUUCUAUACCUACAGGGGAUCCUUGACCACCCCCGAUUGUAAUGAGGCUGUCACCUGGACUGUAUUUCCUCAACCUAUACCAAUUCCAUACUCAGAGGCAGCGAAGCUUUGGCAAGUCCUGGAUGUCAAUGGAAAUCCACUUGAAAACAACUACCGAGCUCAGCAGCGUCGCAACAACAGACCUGUUUUCUAUCGCACCAUAAAUCUCAGUAAUUAUUAUCUUCGGAAAUAAUGCGGACUCGAUCAAGGUCAACUGACAAUAUGGUUAUGUUUCUUAUUACAUCGUCAAUUGAGUCUACAUCACAUAUCGGUAUUUUUUUUAAGUAUUUAAGAUGCAGUAUUAAGUUAAUAUAGCAAAGAUUUUUUAUUGGACAGAUUAUCUUAAUUUCAUUUUUUUUAAUUAUUUUUGAAACUUUUAAAAACAAAAAUUAUUAAUUGUCUGUGUUUGGGAGCCAUUGUGUUAA